This is a messenger RNA of Cadophora gregata, 1824 nucleotides long. RefSeq lists its product as uncharacterized. NCBI's taxonomy places the organism in Eukaryota, Fungi, Ascomycota, Leotiomycetes, Helotiales, Ploettnerulaceae. The record is from RefSeq and is a predicted model, not a curated record. The transcript is spliced from 2 exons. Bases 1 to 1824 code for a protein of 607 amino acids.
AUGCUGACACUGCCAAGGCGUCCUGCAAUGGCGCCAUCGCAGGCAACUCCAAAUCAUGGACAGAAGUCACCACCAAAAGAUUCCAUUCAUAGAGUAAGAAGUGGCUCGGUGCAAAAGCAGACGAGUCCUCCAGUACGCAGUCCCACGAUGGCGACCGCAAUACAAACGCCGUUUCCGUCUGAACUAAUCUCAAAUCGACAUUCAACCCAAGAUGUCCAAAACACAGAUCUCACGACAACAUCCACAUCACCAGCAACUCAAACCGGUCCCCUGAUCCCGGUGAUCGUUCAUAAUCCCGCCAAUCACAACGAAUUCACCUCCCGCCCAACACCGUUGUUCGUCCUCUCACGCUUUCCCUACUUCCAACAGCGGAUCCGAGCACUCAAACCUACCGACCCACACGCCCUCCAUAUCGUCGCAGGGCUAGAAUAUUACGAUAUCGUAGCGAACUGGCUCUGCACAAAUAACAUCCGUACUCGCGUUGGCGGCGUUCCCGGUUUCUACACACUAGUGCAAGUCAUAUUCUUAGCCGACGAACUCCAGCUUUCUGAGUUGUCCAAUCAGAUCGUCAACAUGAUGAGAAUGCGGCAAUACGCAAGUAAUGAUCAAUCGCGCAAGCUUCCAAAUUACUUUGAGAUCUAUCAGAGGACAACUGCCGGGCACCCGUUCCGGCGCUUUAUGGUGGAGAUGUACGUUGAAAAAGAUUUUCGGGGCCCGAAGUCUCCUGCACCGUUGGUUGAUCUGCCUGCUGGAAUGCUAGUAGAUAUUAUACAAUUGCGUGAAGAGAAAUGGAAAAACUGGUCGCAGGCGGCGAUAGAGCAUAAGAUAGCCAAGGCUAAAGAAGAGCUCGAACUGGAGAGUCAGAAACGAUUUAAUGAAAGAGAAGCCGAGCUUGUAAAUGUUUAUGAAGAGAAGCUCAUCAAAGCUAGAGAGGCCGUCGCGAUACUUAGCAAACUAGCUACACCUGGAGAUGCUUCGACUUCAUCCACGGUGUCCCAUGCCCCAUUGCCAGCCCUCAGUUCUGAACGUAUCGGAUUUGCGUUGCUGGAAGACAUCAGGAAGACACAUCAGAAACUCCUAGAGGAAACGAAGAGGAAGAAUGAUGAACGAUAUAACAACCUCGUUGAAGAAAUGAGGCAGCGAAACUCAGAACACAUAGAAGCCGUACAGUUUAUGGAAAAGGCUACGCAAGCUAAAGAAAGCCGGCUUAUGAAAGAGCUCCAGGAACUACGACAGUUCAAACAAGAUAACAUCACGGCUGCUCAAAACAUCACGGCUGCUCAAACCACCGCAGAAGAACAUGCCAAAAUCGUCGAAGACCUCCAGAGGAUUAUCAGAAGCAAAGAAGCAGUAGAAGCCCUUCUCUUAAGCGAAAUCGAUGACCUUCAAAAAGGAAAGGAGAAAGCUAGCUCUAUCAGUAACCUUCCAAAUAAGGACAACGUCGCGUUACUAGUCAGGAAUAUCGAAGUACUCAAUAACACUAUCGACCUGCUCAAGCAAGUUAAUGCAGACCUCCAGAAAAAGAAUGCCCAGCUAGAAGAAGCCACCGGACGGCAACAAAACGAGCUCGCUGAAAUGAAAAGAGUCCAUGCGAAUGCCGAAGAGCGAACCCAAAGAGAGCUAGAGUCGUUACUGCAGAAGAAUGAUGAGAAUGCUCAGAAAGCUCAGAGGUAUCAAAAGGAGGUGGAGGAUCUACGGUUAGUGCAGAAAACGAUGGAGAAGAAGUCUGAGGCGUAUAAGAGGGAGGUGGCGAGGUUGCUGAAGGCCAACAGAGAACUGGUGUCUCAGUUGAAAGAUGGUGAUGAGGAUGACGAGGAUGAUUAA